Camelus dromedarius (Arabian camel) is the source of this 6211-nucleotide messenger RNA. RefSeq names its product potassium voltage-gated channel subfamily Q member 5 (gene KCNQ5). Gene Ontology annotation, biological process: potassium ion transmembrane transport. The transcript is spliced from 14 exons. The coding region runs from base 1 to 2796 and encodes 931 amino acids. NCBI's taxonomy places the organism in Eukaryota, Metazoa, Chordata, Mammalia, Artiodactyla, Camelidae. Gene Ontology annotation, cellular component: voltage-gated potassium channel complex; membrane. The record is from RefSeq and is a predicted model, not a curated record. Gene Ontology annotation, molecular function: voltage-gated potassium channel activity.
AUGCCCCGCCACCACGCGGGAGGAGAGGAGGGCGGCGCCGCCGGGCUCUGGUUGAAGAGCAGCGCGGCGGCGGCGGCGGCGGCGGCGGUGGCGGCGGGUGGGGGGCGCCCGGGCGGCGGCAUGAAGGAUGUGGAGUCGGGCCGAGGCCGGGCGCUGCUGACCUCGGCGGCCGCCAGGGGCGACGGCCUGCUGCUGCUGGGCCCCCGCGCGGCCGCGCUCGGCGGCGGCGGCAGCCUGCGGGAGAGCCGGCGGGGCAAGCAGGGGGCCCGGAUGAGCCUGCUGGGAAAGCCGCUCUCCUACCCCAGCGGCCAGAGCAGCCGGCGCAACGUGAAGUAUCGGCGGCUGCAGAACUACCUGUACAACGUGCUGGAGAGACCCCGCGGCUGGGCGUUCGUCUACCACGCUUUCGUUUUUCUCCUUGUCUUUGGUUGCUUGAUUUUGUCAGUGUUUUCCACCAUCCCUGAGCACACAAAAUUGGCCUCAAGUUGCCUCUUGAUUCUGGAGUUCGUGAUGAUUGUUGUCUUUGGUUUGGAGUUCAUCAUUCGCAUUUGGUCUGCGGGCUGCUGCUGCCGGUACAGAGGAUGGCAAGGAAGACUGAGAUUUGCCCGAAAACCCUUCUGUGUUAUAGAUACCAUUGUGCUUAUCGCUUCAAUAGCAGUUGUUUCUGCAAAAACUCAGGGUAAUAUUUUCGCCACGUCUGCGCUCAGAAGUCUCCGUUUCCUGCAGAUCCUCCGUAUGGUGCGCAUGGACCGCAGGGGGGGCACUUGGAAGUUGCUAGGCUCAGUGGUUUAUGCCCACAGCAAGGAAUUAAUCACAGCUUGGUACAUAGGAUUUUUGGUUCUCAUUUUUUCGUCUUUCCUUGUCUAUCUGGUGGAAAAGGAUGCCAAUAAGGAAUUUUCUACAUAUGCAGAUGCACUCUGGUGGGGCACAAUAACGUUGACCACAAUUGGAUAUGGAGACAAAACGCCCCUGACCUGGCUGGGAAGAUUGCUCUCGGCAGGCUUCGCUCUCCUGGGCAUUUCUUUCUUUGCACUUCCUGCCGGCAUUCUUGGCUCGGGUUUUGCAUUAAAAGUACAAGAACAGCAUCGCCAGAAACACUUUGAGAAAAGAAGGAACCCAGCUGCCAACCUCAUUCAGUGCGUUUGGCGCAGUUAUGCAGCUGAUGAGAAAUCUGUUUCCAUUGCAACCUGGAAGCCACACUUGAAGGCCUUGCACACCUGCAGCCCCACCAAGAAGGAGCAAGGGGAAGCAUCAAGCAGUCAGAAGCUGAGUUUUAAGGAGCGCGUGCGCAUGGCCAGCCCCCGGGGUCAGAGCAUCAAGAGCAGACAGGCCUCGGUGGGCGACCGGAGGUCCCCCAGCACCGACAUCACGGCCGAGGGCAGCCCCACCAAAGUGCAGAAGAGCUGGAGUUUCAACGACCGCACCCGCUUCCGGCCCUCGCUGCGCCUCAAAAGUUCUCAGCCCAAACCCGGGAUCGACGCUGACACAGCGCUGGGCACUGAAGAUGCAUAUGAUGAGAAAGGAUGCCAGUGUGACGUCUCUGUGGAGGACCUCACCCCACCACUCAAAACUGUCAUUCGAGCAAUCAGAAUUAUGAAAUUUCAUGUUGCAAAACGGAAGUUUAAGGAAACGUUACGUCCGUAUGAUGUAAAAGAUGUCAUUGAACAAUAUUCUGCUGGUCAUCUGGACAUGUUGUGUAGAAUUAAAAGCCUACAAACACGUGUUGAUCAGAUUCUUGGAAAAGGGCAAAUCACAGCAGAUAAGAAGAGCAGAGAGAAAGUAACAGCAGAACACGAGACCACAGAUGACCUCAGCAUGCUCGGCCGGGUGGUCAAGGUUGAAAAACAGGUACAGUCCAUCGAGUCCAAGCUGGACUGUCUGCUAGACAUCUAUCAACAGGUCCUCCGGAAGGGCUCGGCCUCUGCCCUCACUCUGGCCUCCUUCCAGAUCCCGCCUUUUGAAUGUGAACAGACCUCUGACUAUCAGAGCCCGGUGGACAGCAAAGACCUGUCCAGCUCCGCACAGCACAGCAGCUCCUUGUCCAGGUCAGCCAGCGCCAACAUCCCUCGAGGCCUGCAGUUCAUUCUGACGCCGAACGAGCUCAGCGCCCAGACUUUCUACGCACUGAGCCCCGCUUCACACAGCCCGGCGACACAGGUGCCAGGGAGCCAAGGGGACGGCCCUGCAGGGGGGGCAGCCACCCACAACCAAGUCCCCACGGCGCCCAAGCCGGCCGCCCCCACCACACUGCAGAUCCCACCACCCCUCCCUGCCCUCCAGCCUCUACCCCGGCCAGAGACCCUGUCCCCACACCCCGCGGGCCUGCAGGACAGCAUCUCCAACGUGGCCACCUGCCUCGCCGCCUCCAAGGACAGCGCUCCGGCUGCUGCGCAGUCGAACCUGAGCAAGGACUGCUCUCUGCCCAAGAGCUUUGAUGUGGGUGGGGAGACCCUGCUAUCUGUCCACCCCGUGGUCCCCAGGGACCUGGGCAAGUCUCUGUCUGUACAAAACCUGAUCCGAUCCACGGAGGAACUGAACAUCCAGCUUUCAGGGAGUGAGUCUAGUGGCUCCAGAAGCAGCCAAGAUUUUUACCCCAAAUGGAGGGAAUCCAGAUUGUUUAUAACUGAUGAGGAGGUGGGUCCAGAGGAGACGGAGACAGACGCUUUUGAUGUGGGGCCGCAGCCCUCCCGGGACCCAGACUCUCUAAGGACUGGAAGAUCCCGAUCAUCUCAGAGCGUGUGUAAAGCGGGAGAAAGUACAGAUGCCCUCAGCUUGCCCCACGUCAAACUGAAAUAAGUUCUCCGGUUUCUUUCCUGGCAUAGGGGUUCCUUUAGCCAUACUUAUCUUGCAUGAACUACCUGGAAAGCCCUGCUACAAAGUUGAAUUCGCAAGAAUCAGGAAGACCGUGAAAGGCAGUUUAGAAGCCCCGUUAUCUUUCAAUUGCAUGAAAAUGCAUGUCUCGGGGUGGCUGAAAUUCCAAGGUCCAUCAACAUUAGCCCGCCUGUUCAGUAACGUACCUCGAGUCAAAAAUCCUAAGAAACCAAACACUGCUGAUGCUAGGGGGGUGUAUGAAAAUGCCAAGAUUCAGUCAUUUUGAAGAUUUGACUCUGUAUUUUGAAAUUAUAUGAGUCAACGCCUUCAAAUUUCAGGCAUUUCUGCUUUGUGAUUAAAUACAAAAUACAUUUUCAAAACAAGGCCAUCAUGGACAUUUAAACACAAUGACUGUCAUCAACAGCUGCUAACAAGGUAGCCAGUAAGGCAAGAUUGGGGAAGGAUAGACACAGCUGCUUAUUCUGAGAUGCAUUUGCCAACCCGUUCCUAUUCAGUCCUUUCAUUGUUAAUGUGAUUUGAAUGUCAAUUUGUGUGCUUUUGGUGAUUUAAUGCUGUGGCGAGCAAUUUUGCACAUCAUUUUCAUGUUCUUCAGGACGAGAAUGUUCUUCAGUUAGAAAAUGUGCAACUGAUGAAAUUCAGGGCCAGUGGGGCAAAUAGACUGACUGUUGGACACACUUGACUUCACAGGGAAUGGAUUCCCUGAUGGCUGAAUCAACUUUAUAAGUGGUCAACUUUGACCCAAGCCAGUGAAAUCCUGAGCCGGCGGGACUGAGAUGAUCUCCCUGCAGUGGUCCCCCCCAACCCCGCAACCCCUCACCAGGCCUGCCAAAGCUGCCCACAUCAAGGGAGGUGUGAGAAUCUAUUCCCCCGAGGCUGAUGGACAAGCAGGAUCCUGGGAAAUGAGACCUGUGAGUAAAACUGAGAUAGGAAAGGCCUGAAAAGAAUCCAGACACAACACCGAGAAGUUAAGUCAAGUUCAAGGAAAGGACUUCCCCCUCCAAAGGCAGUGAGAGGAAGAGAAACAAACCAAAAGGAAAGAACUUGAUUUUUUAGAAAACAAAUAUUGCUAGGGAGUUCAACUACCUAAACACCCCUUAUUCUUAUAUAUAGGCAGAGAAUUUUGCAAGGUAUUUAUUUUUUAAUAUGCCCUGAAUGUCUUUUGCUAUCAUGUAGUACAUUUUGCGUAUGAAAGGCUAAAACUAAACCUCCUUUACUUUUUUAUACAGUGGUGUACAUUUUCUAUUCUCCCCAAGAAUGUUGCCCACCCCACCCCCCACCAAAUCUGAAAUUAUUAGUUCAGUUUCCCAGUGCAAACAUUUACAGUUAAAAGCCAGGUAACACUGGCAGGGUCUGCAAAUCCAAACACUUAAUAAUAUAGCAUGGUGGCAGAAAAGACCCAGGGAAGCAAAGUGGAAAAUGUAUUUACCAGAAAGCAAAAAAGCUGACUGCUUGUUAGACACCAGGCUUGCUAUCUCAGACCAUCAGAACUUCAGGCCAGGCAGACGUUGAGAAGGCCCAGAGGAGCCAGACAGCACUGCAGUUAAAAUCCAGCCACGGAAGGACUUAGGAAGGAAGAAUUUUUUCCUUGGCUCCAGAAAAAUUCUCCCAGUAGCCAGGAGGAAUGAGCAGGGUUAUCAACUGGCCCUGAAAGCCACCACAUCCUUCCCGAACUCUCUCCCCACUGGCUGUCUCCAUCCCAGACCUGCCCCCUACUUUUCUUCUCCAUUAAUGGCUUCUGGAUUCCCUGCCACUAUUUUGCUUCUGGACUUUACCAGGCCUUCACCACCUCCAUCCCCAAGUAAACCACUUAUCCACUCCACCCAAAACGUGCUUCUCAACCUUUUAAUAUCCUUGUCCCUUUGAUAAUCACUGAAAUUUUGAAAGCAGCUGCUUCUCCCCCCACCUGGAUUCUCUAGAGUACACUCUCCUGGAGUGUAUCAUUCAGUCUUUUUGGCUGUUGGAAACACACAGAAGAGUCUAAAUCUUACACUCCAGUGAAAAGGGUUUUAUCAAGCUUUAAAGGCAAUUAUUUUCAUUUUUGAAACAGAAUUUUAGUAAAAUUGUUAAAUGCAAUUUUUCUUCUACCCGUAUCUCCACUCAGCUUGAAGUUGUGAUCCAUCCUCCCAAGGAGGUUGUACACAAGAACACAACAUGCAUGUGUGUGCACACACACACAUACACACCCCCUCCACUGACCUAAAGCCAGACCCCCGCUAUGCACUCAGCAGGCCGUCUCCAAAUACUGGUAGAGGAAGAGAAAGGAGGUAGCAACUUUCAGGUGCACUAAUUCUUGGACACACCCUGUCCUGGGUCAAACCCCACUGGCAGCAGGAGCUCUGAAUGUACUGGGGAUCCCUCCUUAGGCCUCUUUAAACACAGUGGAGUUCAUCCAACAUUGCUGAAGGCGGAAGAUGCAGAAACAAAACGUCAACCCAUCACUGAAGUCUUAAUCACAGCCAAACAUGGUAAACCAUGUCAUGAAAAGCAUUUCCUCUGUGGAAGCCAUGACCAUUUUGUGUCUAUUUUGUGCUGGCACAAAAAUUUUUGGAUGCUAAAAGCUAGUUGUAUUGUGUGAAAACUGUUGGGUUCUGUCUGCUGUGUUAGUCUCUAUGGGGUUGAGGGGUCUCCCAUUUACACUUAGCAAAGUCCCUUUGGUCAACCCCAGGUGGUGUCUUGAAGCACAAUCUAGCUGAGCAGUGAGAAGCCACCCGCUUUCUCAGUUCAAGGUUGUCUGCCUUCUUCAAUACAUAGGGUUGACCGAGCUAACACUUCGUUGCAAACGUCCCUUCUUUGAGGUUCACUGAAAAAUGUUGCUGUGUCUGAUCUAAAUGUUUGCAUUUUGUUCAACUAAAUUAAUAUCUGUAUAUUGCAAGUUUUGUUUAAAGUAAGACACUUUCUUGCAUUUUUAAGUCUUUAUCUCCUGUUCUAAGGUGCCUUUCUCCCCUCCCACUGACUCAGUGAUUCUGAAAGUUCUUGAUUUGCAGGUAAAACAAGUGUCACAGAGAGGAGGAAAUCAGGCACACAAAGCGACUAACUUGCAUGCCCGUUUGCAAAGCGAAACGUAAGGAAUGAUGAAAACUGAACAACUAAAUUAAUGGGUCACUUCAGAUUGAGAAAAAUCAGAAAUAUUAACUUACCACCCCAGAAGCUGAUAUUUUUUUUGCCUUAAAAUGACAUGGUUGUGCUUUUGUAAGAGAAACUUAAUUUAAUAUAAUUAUGUGCAUUUAAGCGAGCAGUUCUAGAAGUCAUCUAUGACAAUGCAACUGUCUGUCUCCUGAAAAAAGAAAAAUCAGGAAUAUCAUAUCCAUUUCAAGCUACCGUUCAAAUUAAUUUCCUUUGCUCUCUUUUACUGGGAUUAUUUGUUUUAAAGUAAAACAUU